Messenger RNA from Symbiodinium sp. CCMP2592, 2436 nucleotides. NCBI's taxonomy places the organism in Eukaryota, Dinophyceae, Suessiales, Symbiodiniaceae. The record is from the annotation of a GenBank genome assembly.
AUGUCUCCCGGUCUCUCUCGGAGCGCUUACCAGUACGACCUGGAGAAUGCCAGGUCAUUGCUGCAGAGACUGCGCAGAGGUCCUGCGGAUGAUGAAUCAAAUGGCUCGGAGAUUGUCCAGACAUCCGGCCCUUGUGCGCGGUUUCUGGUUUGGCGCGUGCUCGAAAACUGGGAUGGACAAGGUCUCUCUGAUCGACGGGCUUGUCUAGCGGUCAUUUUGGCAGAAGCGCUUCUGCUAAAUCGCGUGGCGGCCCUGCCGACCUUCACUUUGUCUGGUCAGCACAACAACGGCACUUCUCGUUCGUCGGACCUCAUGGAAUACCUGUCACUCCGACACAUCCCCGUCCAAACUGUGCCUCUGAAAAGCCUUCCUUCGAGGGUCUGGAAGGAUGCCAUGGAUGUGCACGGCGAGCUGAACCCAAUACAGUGGAAAGACGUGUCCGCCUCCGCGCUCAUACGUUACAGCUCCCGGGAAGGAUUCUGGAAAUCCGGGAUCCAUGCCUCGGUGAUGAAACUUGCCGGUCUUUUUCAUGGUACGGGAAUGCAACCAACUGCAGGGCUGUUCGAUCCAUCGACCCGUGUCGUAGAGGCAGCUGCUCAAGUCCGGCUGCGACUGGGGCUGGGUGCCUACGUUGGGGUUCACGUGAGGCGUGGGGACAAGCUCCUGAUCCCGGGCCUGGACUUGGCAACCACGCCAGAGGCAGUGGCCGAGCGAGUGGCACACCUGGCCCCGCCUGGCGUGCGAAUGGUGUACGUGGCCACGAACGACACCCAGGCGGACUACGGCACUGCACUUCUCAAGAGGGGCUUCCAGUGCUUCAGCUCCCAUUGCUGGCUUCCUUCCGUAAGCGACAACUUCUUCCUUUUUGCCGUUGAGAUGCAGAUUGUCGAUGCGGCCUCUGUGAGCAUCCGAACAUUCAACGAUUCCAUGCCGUGGUACAGGGCCGGUCUUGCUAAGCCGUCCCACUGUUUGCUGGAUCGCAGCAUGCACGACUAUGUCUUUGGCUUCAGUGCCACGGGCUCUUUGUGCACAUGGCCCGUUUGCGGCCCCGUUCCUCUUGACCUGGGAACACUCUGGCAAACGGCCGCCGCAGAGGAGGCAGAGGAGACUCCGAGUGAGCCAGCGGGGGCCGAGCCCGUGACAAAGUAUAGCAUCCUGGUCCUUGAGGGGCCCGGGCAGAGCUCCGAAGGAUCAAAGUGCUGGGAGUUUCCUGCGAACCUUUGGCCGAUGGAGACUUCGGGGAAAACGCAGGAGGUGACCCUUGAGCUCUUGGAGCCAUGGCUUCGAAGCGCCCCCAAGAGAGAAAUCUCCACGUGGACUGAGUAUUUCGGAGCCCUGGCAGCUUUCGCAGAUGACAUCUCCGAGGGUUUGGUACGCAGAUCUACGCUUUAUGCCUUUGAGAACGUAUCAAAGAGGCACAGGCAUCUGACUUCCGCAACAAUACCUCGGCGAGGAGCAGUCUUCUGUUAUGUGUCCGUUGGCAAGGUGUCGGUCAGGGACCAGCAUGGUGCCUUCGAAAUCGUCGCCGGACAGUACUGCGUCGUCCCAGCUCCUGUUCGCUUUGAGCUGAUCAACAAGACCAGACUGGUCGCCGUCCACACACAUCCAUUCCAGCCUUUGCGAACUAUCGGCGGUCCGAUUGAGAGCAAGGGCCGACUGCGGUAUGUAGACGGCUGCAGCGACACGCUCUUGCUGGCUCCACCAAAGCUUUCGGAUCCAUGCUUGAACUUGCUCCAUUUCCCUCCAGGCAUCCAUCAAACAUUACACACCCACCCUUCCGUGCGCUGUGGGCUCAUUGCAAGUGGAGCUGGAUAUUGCAUGGAUGGGGAUCAUCGCAAGAUGGAGCUGGAAGAAGGCAUGGUUUGGGCCAUCCCGAAGGAUGCCGUGCAUUCCUUCCACACGGCAGAGUCGAACGAAGAGUUGAACGUUAUCGCCUUCCAUCCCGACUCGGACUGGGGUCCUCUGGACGAGGACCACCCCAUGCUGAACCGGACAUGGGUGGACGGUGCCAAGAUUGACAACUGCACUGAAAGUCACCGACGGGCCGAUAUGCUCCUUACGGACCAGUCGAGGGCCCUGCAUCUCGCGAGCUCCCUCAAGAAGGCUCUCAGCCAGAGAGAGCUGCAGCCGCCAGAGUCGCCAGAGCCAGGAGAAGCCGACGGUGGCUGUCGCGAAACUUGGGUUGUGCAUUUAGCGCUUCUCGCAGAUGGCCUUCGCCCAGUAGAGCUGACGGAGGAACUUGUCGCGCCUGAUACUCCGAGCACGCAGUAUUGUCGGGCUGCGUUGACGAGUGAGCAGACAGCGCGGCAGGGCCUGCAACAGUUGUCGCUACGCAUCGGCGACACACGAGCUGCGGAUGGCUCUUGCCUACAAGCGUGUAGAGUGAGGCUGGACACAAGCUCUGGCCUCUUGAGUGUGUCCACGUGCACAGGAUAA